Molecule: messenger RNA, 778 nt
Organism: Papaver somniferum (opium poppy)
Lineage: Eukaryota; Viridiplantae; Streptophyta; Magnoliopsida; Ranunculales; Papaveraceae
Exons: 6
Coding region: 66-563 (165 amino acids)
Source: RefSeq, a predicted model, not a curated record
CUUGUUCUAACCAAGGUUUGAAACACGGGUCACGACUCACGUCACGCCUUCUAGGGCUUGCUUUCAUGUUUUCAGCUAGCAUUCUAUUGCAAAUUCUGGACUGUGCAAUUUACAGCAACUGGUGGCAAAUACAUUGUGCCUUCUACUUGGUCACCCUCUAUUUAAACGUCAAUAGCAAUUCAGAAUGCGGAGAACCAUUAUCAUUCAUAUCAAUCACUGGAACUUGUCAUGCACUUAUGUCGUCAGUAUUCAGAGCCUAUGCAAUUUGUGUUGGUUGCAGUUUGGUGGUGAUGAAUGAAUGUUUGUGUACAAGGAAUGGGAUUGAUUUAGCAGUUGAGCUCAAUCUGAGUAUGAGCAUGUGGCUUGAAUUGGAUGAAGUUGCAAGUGGAGCUCAGCUAGGAAGUUAUGCACUGCAUGGCCUUGAUUCAACUCGGCGUUUCAAAUCGGCGAUUCAAGUGGAUUCAUCUCUACUCGGUCAUAGGAAGGGCUUUUUAGACUUUUUGACGCUGCCACAUAAGCGUGUCUGUAAACUGUUGUUUACCGGGGGCACUUUUUUAGUGUAACGUGAAAAGUAGGGGUGCUUUAUCGAAAAGCCCAAAAAAAAAACUAUCAUAAAAAUAAUUAUGGUCAGUCACUCUUCUGCCCUUUAGGCCAAGCACUAUGGUGCAGAGCAUCCCUUCCCUAUCCCUCGGAUAAAGAGAAGGGAUAUCACAAGGAAAUCUCAUUAUGGUGCCUUUUCUUCCCUUCCCUACACGAUACGGAAACUCGGUAGCCGUAU